Messenger RNA from Melanaphis sacchari, 1212 nucleotides. RefSeq lists its product as uncharacterized. The record is from RefSeq and is a predicted model, not a curated record. Gene Ontology annotation, biological process: sensory perception of taste. The transcript is spliced from 5 exons. The coding region runs from base 1 to 1212 and encodes 403 amino acids. Lineage: Eukaryota; Metazoa; Arthropoda; Insecta; Hemiptera; Aphididae. Gene Ontology annotation, cellular component: membrane.
AUGACGACUGUUUUUCAUUUUACCUUAAGAACUAUUUUAAUUUUUUCCAAGUGUAUAGGUUUAAUUGAUACUUCAUAUACUAUGGAACCGGCUGGGUUAUUAGUUCGGAAUAAUAUGAACUCAACGUUGUAUGCAUAUCUAGAAAUAAUACGAAUGAUUGUAUUGAUUAUCUCCACUUAUAUAUAUUUUUUUCGGUCAAAUCCAGAAAUUUAUAUAGUUCAAUCAAUAAAUAUUAUUAAAUUUUGGAUUAUUAUUAUCACGGCCCGACAAUCAACAAUACAGUUAAUUAAAUUUAUUAAUGGCGUUAUUGAGUUUGAUCGAAAAAUUACACCACUUUUAACAAAUUUGUCGAUCACACAACGUUCAUGGACAAAAAAAAAAUGGAAUUUGAUUUUUAUUACGUUAUUUGCGUACUUUGUCGUAUUUAAAACCGUACAAAUCUAUAUUUUUCCUAAAAAUGUACAAUAUAUCGCAUCAUUUAUAGUUGUCCAAAUAUUAUUUAGUCCCCCAUUUUUAAUCGAUUUUGUAGUUACGAUCUCUGCAUGUUUCUUUCUUCAAAACCUGUAUGUCAGAUUCCAGACGUUAAACGAUAUUUGGAAAUGUCUUCCUGCUGACUUAGUUGUCGUUUUCGAUAAAUGGACACACGACGAAAUAGUGGAUGUCAUGGAAAAUACGCGACUGUUACACUCUGAACUCUGCGAAUUGUUAAAAAUGUUUACUCUAGGUUACGGUCCGUUGCUUUUGAGUUUCUUCACAUUCGACUUUAUCAAUAUGCUUCUCAGUUUUUAUUUUAUUAUCAACAGUGAAGCAUUAGCCAGCAUACAUUUAACCAAAAAUAGCUGGGAAAAUAUAAUGCCAUUGAUGAUUCACAUACAAAUUCUCACGUUUUUGAUGUCUAUUAUUGUUUUUGUUUCAUUCUUAAAUGAGCAGAGAUUGGAGAUUAUAUCAUGUCUAAGGUCAUAUCGAAUUUCAAAUUUACACUUGGACAUAAAACGACAAAUAAAAAUGUUUAUGAAUCAAAUAUCAGCUUGCGAUUCGGACCAAAUUUCGGCAAGUGGAUUUUUCAAUAUCAAUUUAAAUCUCAUUAUAUCCAUGAUUGUAUUAAUGGUUAGUGGAAUAAUCACAUUGAUACAGAUGAAAGAUCACCCAAUAAUAUUAAAAUUUAACAAUGACACAGAAAACUACUUGGGAAAAUUAUAUACCACAAAAUAA